AAAUCAAUGUUAUGCUCAUGCAACAAGGACUCUAUGAGCACAGAUGGGGGUCUGGGAUGAGAAUCUGGGGCCUUUCCUCCUUCCCGUAGUCGUUCUCCUAUCUUCCUUCUUUGCACCAGAGGGUCCCAAGCUUCAGGUGACCACUGCGCCCUCCUCCUGGGCCCGUCUGGGUUCGGGGGCCCAGCUGCAGUGCCGGUUCACAGUUGGGAGUCCAGUGGCCCUGCGCUCUCUGCGGGUGCAGUGGUAUUUAGGGGAGAAGAAGGUGGCCUGGUACGACCAGGGCAGGAGCCAGGUCCAGCCUGGAGCCAGUCUGCCGUCGGAGAAGGAGCUGCAAAGCGGAGAUGCCUCCCUGUCGCUGGCCACGGUGACUCCAUGGGACAAGGGCAUGUACAAGUGUGUUGUGUGGCACAGGGAACAUCAACACCGGGGGGAGACCACCCUGCACCUGCUCGUUGGCCCAAGAGUCUCCAUCCCAAGACAGCCAGCUGCGGCCAAUGCCAAGACCUCCCUCCUGUGCCACGUGGAGGGGUUCUUCCCCGUGGAUGUGGACGUGGCGUGGCUGAGAGACGGGCGGGUCCUGGAGGGCUCCACCCGCUCCAGCCCCCAGAAGAACCUGGAUGGGAUUUUCAGCCUCACCCUGACCUACGCCUUCACCCCCAUCAUCAGUGAUAUCAGCAGCGUCUUCUCCUGCCGCGUCCGCCAUGAGGCUCUGGGGCAGUCGCUGAAGGAGGACGUCCGCCUGGACAUUGUAGCUGCCCCAAAGAUUUCCAUCCCGAGACAACCAGUCACGGUUGAUGUGGAGACCUCCCUCCUGUGCCACGUGGCAGGGUUCUUCCCCAGUGACGUGGACGUGGCGUGGCUGAGAGACGGGCAGGUCCUGAAGGGCUCCACCCGCUCCAGCCCCCAGAAGAACCUGGAUGGGACGUUCAGCCUCACCUUGACCUACACCUUCACCCCUGCCCGUGGUGAUGCUGGACGCGUGUUUUCCUGCUGUGUCCACCAUGCGGCUCUGGAGCAGUCGCUACAGGAGGAUGUUUCCUUGGUCAUUCUAGUACACACCACAGAGGUGGAUGAAAUCAGUACCCUGAUCGAACCCAUCCUGGGGAUCCUGGUUGUAAUGGUAGCCGCAGUCGCUACAAUCCUUUCCUGCUGUACAAAUAGGAGCAAAGGCUGGGCAGUCCCUUAUUCCUUCUCCGAGGUGCAGGUGCCAGAGCGGUGCCUGCUGGGCCAGGAGGUGAUCCUGCACUGCUCCAUGCAGGGGACGUUCCCCGAGGAUGUGGCCGUGACAUGGGAGAGAAUCUGCAGCGAGGACAGGACAGUGCCUGAGAGCGCUAGGAACCAAGAGAGCCCCGAGCACCAGCCGCUGCUCCCCGCCCUCCCCCCGGGCUGGAGAGUGACAAUGCAGAGAGCUGGGACCUGCCUCACGUCCUCCCUGACCUUCACCCCCACAGUGCAGGAUGACGGGGUGCGGGUCCGGUGCUGCUUCCUCCAUGAGAUUGAAUGUAUCAGAGAGGAGCGAGUUUCUCCAGAGAUCCAGGUGUGGGCCCGGCCGCAGGUGUCUGAGAUCCAGGUGUUGCCAGAGUGGGACCCCCGCGACAAGGUGCCGUUUGCUGUCCAGCUCCACAACUUCUACCCCAGGGAGGUGCCCCCGAUCCAGUGGGGCUGGGACGGGGCCGGGAGCUGGAGGGAAGACCCCGCGCAGAUAGACAGGAACGCGGACGGCACGUUCACCGCGACGAGCGUCUGGAGAGUGCCCAGCCGGAGCCUGACCCGGCCGGAGCUGCGAGUGCGAGGGUGCUUGGGGCUUGGGGCAGCGGGUCACACCAGCCUGAGGGCCGCGGGUCUCCUGCGGCCCCCGGAUGUGUCCGAAAUCUCCCAGCCCAAGUCCAUGGCCACGGGGAAGGGAGUCACCCUAAGCUGCCGCAUUGCGGGGCAUUUCCCGGGGGAGCUGAGCGUGACUUGGCUGCGGAGGGGCAAGGGGGAGGACACUGCUGUGAUCCUGCGCGACUCAGCUGAGUGCAGGGUGGAGCCCGGCACGGCCGUCCUGGCACGGGACGGGAAGAGCUUCCAGCAGGAGACCAGACUCACCCGCUGGACAUCCAGGGACCAGGGGUCAGAGUACAUCUGCCAUGUUGAACACCUCACCCUGGAGACCCCCAUCGAGAGGAGCAGUGGUUGCCAUCCACCCCCUCCAGACCUGGGGGAGGUCUUCCAUCCACAGGCCCCAGUCUCUGGAGAGCCAAUGUCCCUGAAGGGCCUUCUAUCACAGUUGUACCCCAGGCAGCUAGCAAUGACCUGGCUGCAAAAGAGAGAAAGAAGGAAGGAGCCCAGGCCACUGGAGAGCUCACCCCCACCACAACACAGGACCCACACCCCCAGCCGUGUGCCGGACAGGAAGUCCUACAGUGUAGACUCUGAGCUGAGCCUCCCCACGGUGGGGCCCGAGGAUGGUGUGACUGAUUACCAAUGUCAUGUGGAGCACGAGGCCCUGAAAAAGCCAAAGUCCAGCAGGGAGCUGCAGCUCAAAGCCAAUAAGAGCCCACCAGAGCAUCAAACAAGUGAGGAUGGAGGAGGCAGCUGAGGAAAGAGGCAGCAUCACCAGCACCAUGUCUCUUGUUCCAACUCAAGGCAGUGCCCACAGGCUGACUGGGCUGGGCUGGGCAGGGCAGGGCAGUGGUAUUGUAGCCCUGUGGGGUCAGGCCAUCUCUCAGGAUCUCAAUAUUGCACUUAGACAGGAGGGUGUGACACAA
Molecule: messenger RNA, 2750 nt
Organism: Alligator sinensis (Chinese alligator)
Lineage: Eukaryota; Metazoa; Chordata; Crocodylia; Alligatoridae
Exons: 10
Coding region: 44-2581 (845 amino acids)
Source: RefSeq, a predicted model, not a curated record